Molecule: messenger RNA, 1119 nt
Organism: Leishmania mexicana MHOM/GT/2001/U1103
Lineage: Eukaryota; Euglenozoa; Kinetoplastea; Trypanosomatida; Trypanosomatidae
Product: putative ecotin
Exons: 1
Coding region: 1-1119 (372 amino acids)
Molecular function (GO): serine-type endopeptidase inhibitor activity
Source: RefSeq, a predicted model, not a curated record
AUGCCCUCCCUCCAGGACUACCGCGUGCCUUACCCGGCAGCCGCGCCCGGCCAGGUGCGCAAGGUCAUCUACCUGCCGCAGCAGAACCCCACUGUCGAGCAGCAGCACCUGCGCGUGCAGAUCAUUCCCGGUCGCCACGAGAACUGCGAGGAUGGCCGCCUCUACAAGCUCACCGGUUCGGUGGUGGAGGAGACGCUGCAGGGCUGGGGCUACUCAUACUACGUCGUCACGCUCGGCGACAUGUACGCCGCCCAUCGCUCCUCGAGCGACCCGGAGCACGCGACGACCUUCGUGGCGCUCGAUGAGAGCCCGGUGAUCGCCUACAAUAGCCGGCUCCCCAUCGUCGUCUACGUGCCCGAGGGGGCGGAGGUGCGCUACCGCAUCUGGACCGAUGACGCUUCACUGGCACAGAGCGUUCAGCAGCAGCCUGAGGCCCCGGCCGUGCCUCAGCCACGCCUCGCCACGGUAACAGUGAGGCAGGAGUGCCCCCAGCGCGGCGCCCCCAGCGAGUACGUCACGCAGGCCUACAAAAGGCCGUCGCUGUCGGUGGAGGAGGUGCACCGCCCCUCGAGCAACAGACCGCCCUUGAUACCGUCGGCAGUGCACGAGUCCACCCACGAAGCACAUGCUGCGCCACCUCUCCACUCGGCAGAACUGGGGGAGCACGCCCGUCCGGCUAUGGAGAACUUGGAAGUGUGUCCUCAGAACAACAACCACGAGGGUCGCGAGCAGCCCGCGGAGAAGGCCUCGACUUUGAAGCGGCGCAGCAGCAGCUCGUCGAAUGCGCAAAAUCACAGCACUAACGAGUCGUCUCCGAGCCACCCCCGCCUGUCCUCCACGGAGUGCUGGGCGCAGGAGAGCCCAAAGACAAGGCGCUCUCCGUCCGCGACACAGAAGCCGCGCCGCAGCACCGACAGCGCCGCCAUCGAGGAGACCGGAGGCAGCGCCUCGAAGAAGAAUCGCAGCAGCAGCGGCAGCGCGCCCAACAAGAGUAAAGCCGGAGACGACGCCUACGAGAAGACGAUGAGGGACCUAUGGAACCGUGCCCGCAGCGACUCGCCACGGAAACCAUCUGCCUCGUCCAGAAGGAGCGGCAACGGCAGCAAGGCAGACCUGUAG